AGCUGCUUCUGCAUCUCUAGCAAUGGCAACGACUGAAUUUGAGAAGACUGCCGAGGCGACUGCGACCGCUGAGAAGGCUGAAGUGAUUGAGAAGGUUGAUGAGGAAGAGGUUACCGAAGUUGACGGAUGGGCCCCUUCGGUCUCUCUUGAGGUCAAUGAUAGGAUUGAGACUGGUGAAGAAGACGAGCAAGAGUUGUAUCGUCAGAGGAGCAAGCUUUACAGGUGGAUAUCCAAGGAUGAGGGCUCCGGGGAAUGGAAGGAACGCGGCACAGGGGAGAUGCGACUUUUGAAGGAGAAGAAGAGCGGCAGAGUACGUGCUCUGAUGCGCCAGGAAAAGACUCUGAAGAUCAUUGCUAAUCAUUACGUUGUCGAGAAUGGCCCUUACUGCAGCCUCAAACCCAACGCUGGGUCUCAGAAGUGCUGGGUGUGGAUGGCCAGUGACUAUGCUGAAGGUGAACAACGUACGGAGCAGUUCGCUCUGAAGUUCGGCAACCCUGAGCUCGCCCAGGCUUUCGAAAAGGCUUUCAAUGAGGCGAAACAGGAGAAUGCCAAAAUCAUCUCUGGGGAGAAGACUAAGAGAAACGAGGCUGUCGAGAAGGAAGAGAAGGAGGAGGAAGAUGAGAAGAAGAAGGAAGAGUGAAGUUAUGGUGUCCGUCGGCUACAGCUCCUUGUUUGGUGCAUUUGUAUGACGUUU
This is a messenger RNA of Perkinsus marinus ATCC 50983, 694 nucleotides long. RefSeq names its product Ran-specific GTPase-activating protein, putative. Bases 23 to 640 code for a protein of 205 amino acids. Gene Ontology annotation, molecular function: GTPase activator activity. The transcript has 6 exons. Gene Ontology annotation, cellular component: nuclear pore; cytoplasm. Lineage: Eukaryota; Perkinsozoa; Perkinsida; Perkinsidae. The record is from RefSeq and is a predicted model, not a curated record. Gene Ontology annotation, biological process: nucleocytoplasmic transport.